GAGACAUGGACAGCCAAUGGUGGGAUCAUGGUUCCUGGCACGGCGAGGCUGCACCCAUGUCUAUGCAACCGGUCACAUGGCAACCGUCCAAGGAUGGAGAGCGUCUGAUUGGUCGAAUUCUACUGAAUAAGAGGAUGAAGGACGGGACGGUUCCCGCGGAUACAGGAGCACUGCUGGGACUCAAGGUGGUCGGAGGAAAGAUGACGGAGUCCGGUCGUCUCUGUGCGUUCAUCACGAAGGUGAAGAGAGGAAGUCUGGCCGACACCGUGGGACACCUGAGGCCAGGUGACCAGGUUCUGGAGUGGAACGGUCGGGUUCUUCAGGGAGCCACAUUUAAUGAAGUUUACAACAUUAUCCUGGAGUCCAAACCAGAACCACAGGUGGAGCUGGUGGUGUCCCGACCCCUUGGAGACAUCUCCAGAGCAACAGACUCCCACGCCCCACUGGAUUCCAGUUCCAGUUCCUUUGACUCUCAGAAAGUCGGCCCGUCCAUCUCCGUCACGUCUCCCAUGAGUCCCAGCGUCCUGUCCGGACAGGUGUCUACUGGAAACAGGCGUCCUCUGGUUCCCAGAAUCCAGGUGAAGCUGUGGUACGAUAAAGUCGGUCAUCAGCUGAUCGUCACGGUUCUCGGAGCCAAAGAACUUCCUGUCCGAGAUGACGGUCGACCGAGGAACCCUUAUGUUAAGAUCUACUUCCUGCCAGACAGAAGUGAUAAGAGUAAACGCAGAACAAAGACAGUGAAGAAAUCGGUGGAACCUCGGUGGAACCAGACCUUCAUGUACUCUCCGGUCCAUCGAAGGGAGUUCAGAGAGCGGAUGUUGGAGCUGACCGUCUGGGACCAGGCCCGGGUACGCGAGGAGGAGAGCCAGUUCCUGGGAGAGGUCCUGAUCGAGAUGGAGUCGGCCCUGCUGGACGAUCAGCCUCACUGGUACAAACUGCAGCUCCAUGACGUGUCCUCUGCACCGCUGCCCAACGCCUCCCCCUACCUGCAGAGGAGAGGACUGCAGCCCGAGGAGACGCCGCCGAGCAGGAGGCUGCAGAGGUCUCAGAGGAUCAGUGACAGCGAGUUCUCAGACUACGACUGUGAAGAUGGCAUUGGGGUGAUAUCAGACCACAGACAGAAUGGGCGGGAUUUCCACAGCUCCACCCUCUCAGUGCCAGAGCAGGUGAUGUCGUCCAAUCACUGCUCUCGAUCUGAUGUGGUCAGAAUGAGGUCACGGUCGCCAAGCCAACCGCCUCCUCACAGGUUCAGUCGGGGGAUGGACCGGCGGGAUUACUACAGUCGCUCUCGCUCGGCCGACCAGCGGGCGAUGGUGGACCGACCCGUCUACAUGCGCUCUCACUCCACCGACCGAGCUGACUCCGCCCACCUCAGGUCCAGACGCUCCGCCCCCCCCUCACCUAUCCCCACCAGGGCGAACCCUCGAGGUGGAUCCACCCAGACGAGUCCAACAGGAACGCCGGUCUGCAGCCGCCGAGGACGCCUGCUGCCCAUCGUCCCGCCCAAAGGUGCUCCGGAUAGAAGUACGUCUCUUAGCUUCCUGUCAGGUGACACGUCCAAAGCCAACCAGCUGCUAGCAAUGUUCACACGCUGCUGA
Plectropomus leopardus (leopard coralgrouper) is the source of this 1598-nucleotide messenger RNA. NCBI's taxonomy places the organism in Eukaryota, Metazoa, Chordata, Actinopteri, Perciformes, Serranidae. The record is from RefSeq and is a predicted model, not a curated record.